CGAGAACCCGGAAGUGCUGUUGUUCCGUUCAGAGUGAAAGUGCUGCUGUUGAAAAUGAGGUGUUGGCGUGUGUAAGUGAGACAUGGUUCCUGAACAUGGACAGCAGCAAAAAAGCUCGUUGCAGCCGCCCGACAGCGCAGGCAAGGUGGACGGAUCGUUUGUGUUUGAAGCUCAAGAGGCUUGGAAAGAGUUCCAUCAUUCUCUCUGGCAGUUCUAUGAAAACGGAGAGCUCUGUGAUGUCACACUGAAGGUGGGGAACAGACGGAUACCGUGCCACAAACUCGUCCUGGCCUGCGUCGUGCCGUACUUCCGUGCCAUGUUCCUCUCGGACAUGGCCGAGGCCAAACAGGACCUGAUUGAGAUCCGCGAUUUCGACGCCGACGCCAUCCAGGACCUGGUGCGCUUCGCCUACUCCUCGCGACUGACGUUGACAGUGGAUAACGUCCAGCCGCUGCUGUACGCCGCAUGUAUCCUGCAGGUGGAGCUGAUCGCGUGCGCCUGCUGCGAGUACAUGAAGGCUCACUUUCACCCGUCGAACUGUCUGGCCGUUCGCACGUUUGCCGAGAGUCACAACAGGGUGGAUCUGAUGGACAUGGCCGACCGUUACGCGUGUGAGCAUUUCAGCGAGGUGGUGGAGUGCGAAGACUUCAUCGGUGUCUCUCCGCAACACCUGAAGACGCUCCUGUCCUCCAGUGACCUCAACAUUCAGUCUGAAACUCAAGUGUACAUCGCCGCCGUGAAGUGGCUCAAAUCGAACCCCGAGCACCACGACACCUGGCUCGAUCAAAUCGUGUCUCAGGUUCGUCUUCCGUUGCUGCCGGUGGAUUUCCUCACGGCUACCAUCGCUAAAGAGGAAAUGAUCAAAGCCAACUUGAACUGCAGAGACCUUCUAGACGAGGCCAGGAAUUACCACCUGCACCUCAGCAACAAGAACGUUCCGGACUUUGAGUAUUCCAUCCGUACGACCCCACGCAAACACACUGCAGGUGUGUUGUUCUGUGUGGGGGGCCGGGGUGGGUCUGGCGACCCGUUCCGCAGCAUCGAGUGUUACUCCGUCAGUAAAAACGGCUGGUUCUUCGGGCCUGAAAUGAACAGCAGACGGCGACACGUGGGCGUGAUUUCAGUGGCAGGAAAGGUUUACGCUGUCGGAGGUCAUGACGGCAACGAGCACCUCGGGAACAUGGAGAUGUUUGAUCCGCACACUAACAAGUGGAUGAUGAAAGCGUCGAUGAACACAAAACGGAGGGGGAUCGCACUGGCUGCUCUUGGCGGUCCCGUCUACGCUAUCGGUGGUCUGGACGAUAACUCGUGCUUUAAUGACGUGGAGCGCUAUGAUAUCGAGUCGGAUUGCUGGAGCGCCGUCGCCCCGAUGAACACACCCAGAGGGGGCGUCGGGUCUGUGGCGCUCGGGGGUUGUGUUUACGCAGUUGGUGGGAAUGACGGCGUUGCGUCUUUGUGCAGCGUUGAGCGAUUCGACCCGCAUCUGAACAAAUGGACCGAUGUGCGGGAAAUGGGCCAGCGGCGUGCCGGAAAUGGCGUCAGUGAGCUCAACGGGUGCCUUUAUGUUGUUGGUGGUUUUGAUGAUAAUUCUCCAUUGAGCUCCGUCGAGCGGUUUGAUCCCAGAAUGCACCGCUGGGAGUAUGUAGCAGAGUUGACCACUCCCAGGGGCGGAGUCGGUGUUGCCACAGUGAUGGGGCGUGUGUUUGCAGUGGGCGGGCACAAUGGAAACAUUUAUCUGAAUACAGUGGAAGCAUUUGAGCCCCGAAUGAACAGAUGGGAGUUAGUGGGCUCUGUGUCUCACUGUCGGGCCGGCGCAGGGGUCACCGUCUGUUCCACACACAUCAGUCAGAUUCGAGAUGUCGGUCAGGGCUCCAGUAACGUCGCUGACUGCAUGUAACCGCAAUGACAUGACACAGACUCCAUAACCGUCACCCGGAAACCUCCCGGCGUAUUCAUGUGAUCACUCCCCCUGUGUGCUGAAUGUCAUGUGAUCACUCCCCCUGUGUGCUGACUGUCAUGUGAUCACUCCCCCUGUGUGCUGAAUGUCAUGUGAUCACUCCCCCUGUGUGCUGACUGUCGGGUCAUUUACUGUGUCUGUACAGUUACAAAGUUGUACUGGACGAUACCGGCGGUUCAUCGUGUGAUGAUUUCUUAUGUUUAAGAGGUAGAAAAACUUCGGAAACUAUUAUUUAUAUGAUUACUUUGACUUUUAAGACACACAGAACUAACAUAUUCCCGGCAUUGUUUAGCCGUUGCAUUUGUUUGCGAGUGUACAAUCAGAAACAUGAGCACUGAUAGAAUAUCUAUAAUAUGUGAAAGAUCUUGUACAGUCUGAUUUCUAAUGCUCCUCAUGUAUGAUAUGAAUAUAGUAUAAGGACCCACUUUAUAUGAGGUGUUUAUCUAUUAUGUACUUAAUCAUUUAAUAUUAUGUACUUAUUAUGUACAUGUUGUUGCAUUAUACUUAAAUAUAAAGUACCUGCAUUAAAUUACUUAUGUAGUUACACUGUUAAACUAACCCUAAACUUACCCUGACCUAACUUUAACCUAGUCCUAACUUUACCCUGACCUAACUUUACCCUGACCCUAACUUUACCCUGACCCUAACUUUAACCUAGCCCUAACUUUACCUGACCUAACUUUACCCUGACCUAACUUUAACCUAGCCCUAACUUUACCCUGACCCUAACUUUACCCUGACCCUAACUUUACCCUGACCCUAACUUUACCCUGACCCUAACUUUAACCUGACCCUAACUUUACCCUGACCCUAACUUUAACCUAGCCCUAACUUUAACCUGACCCUAACUUUACCCUAGCCCUAACUUUACCCUAGCCCUAACUUUAACCUAGCCCUAACUUUAACCUAGCCCUAACUUUACCCUGACCCUAACUUUACCCUGACCCUAACAUUAAACUGACCCUAACUUUACCCUGACCUAACUUUAACCUAGCCCUAACUUUACCCUGACCCUAACAUUAAACUGACUCUAACUUUACCCUGACCCUAACUUUAAACUGACCUAACUUUACCCUAGCCCUAACUUUACCCUAGCCCUAACUUUACCCUGACCUAACUUUACCCUAGCCCUAACUUUACCCUAGCCCUAACUUUACCCUGACCCUAACUUUACCCUGACCCUAACUUUACCCUGACCUAACUUUACCCUGACCCUAACUUUACCCUAGCCCUAACUUUACCCUAGCCCUAACUUUACCCUGACCCUAACUUUACCCUGACCCUAACUUUACCCUGA
This is a messenger RNA of Xyrauchen texanus (razorback sucker), 3254 nucleotides long. RefSeq names its product kelch-like protein 8. Bases 83 to 1897 code for a protein of 604 amino acids. Lineage: Eukaryota; Metazoa; Chordata; Actinopteri; Cypriniformes; Catostomidae. The transcript is spliced from 10 exons. The record is from RefSeq and is a predicted model, not a curated record. Gene Ontology annotation, molecular function: protein binding.